AUGUCCAUUUUCAAAGGCAUUGCACUCGUUACUGGCGCUGCAUCAGGCAUUGGCCGUGCAACUGCUAUCUCUUUUGCUCGUGAAAGAUGUCUACGUCUUGUUCUAGCAGACCGGGAUGCAGACAAGCUCAAGGAUACUCAAAAGACAAUUAUCGACAUGUCGAAAAACCAAAACCAAAACAUUCAGGUCAUCGCCAUCCCCACUGAUAUCUCAAAAGAGAACGACAUUGAAAAUCUUUACGAUACUACGAUCGAAAAGUUUGGCAGGGUUGACUAUGUAGUCAACGGAGCUGGCGUUUUGAGUAACAACAAGAGAUCACAUGAGUCUACCAUUGAGGAAUUUGACUUGAUUAAUAAUGUGAAUUAUCGCGGAUGCUGGCUCUCAUCGCGCGCGGCUAUUCGACAAAUGCUAAAGCAAGAGCCUUUGCCGACUCACGACGGUAGACCUGGGUCCCGAGGAAGCAUUAUUAACAUCGCCAGUCAACUAGGAGUCGUUGGUCGUCCGGCAGCACCGGCUUAUUGCGGAAGUAAAGCAGCCGUGAUCAACAUGACGAGAUGCGACGCCAUAGACUACUCCAAAGAUCUUAUCCGCGUUAACGCUGUCUGUCCCGGCGUUAUUGAUACAGCUAUGACACGGCCACAAGCUGAUGUUCUAGCCCCCGCAGUCAAUAUCGCGCCAAUGGGUCGUAUGGGCACAGCGCAAGAGGUUGCUGACUGUGUUUUGUUCCUUGCCAGCAGUAAGGCUAGCUUUGUGCAGGGAUCUGCGAUGAUGGUGGAUGGCGGAUAUGUUAUUAAUUAG
Messenger RNA from Fusarium graminearum PH-1, 798 nucleotides. RefSeq lists its product as uncharacterized. The coding region runs from base 1 to 798 and encodes 265 amino acids. The record is from RefSeq and is a predicted model, not a curated record. Gene Ontology annotation, molecular function: oxidoreductase activity, acting on the CH-OH group of donors, NAD or NADP as acceptor. The transcript has 5 exons. NCBI's taxonomy places the organism in Eukaryota, Fungi, Ascomycota, Sordariomycetes, Hypocreales, Nectriaceae.